GUAUUAAAUACGGGAAUACGGUAUCAAUACUAUAUCAAACGCCGACUCGAUACCGAAAAAAAAUAAAUUUAUUAGUUGUAAAAAUAAAGUACAUGCCUAUCGAACGAAUAGAAUAUCUCAUACAUACAUACAUGUAGUAUUCACGAGAUACAGUUAACUACUGCAUCGUUGAACAAAUUCUAACUAUUUACAUCCCGCCGAAUUGUGUUGAAUAUUCUUCUCCUACAAAACAUAUUAGAUCUUCAUUGUGAUCUUAAUUUAGUUGUACAAGUGUAUAAAGUUAAUAUUAUUAUUAAUUUUUGAUCAUAAUUGGGUUAACAGUUAGACAAAAUCUGGGAAUUGAAAACAUGGGGGCAUAUCUUUCAAAGCCGAUAACAAAAAAAAUCUCGACUGACGAGAUAGGACAGAAUGUGGCGUUUGGCGCGAGUUCUAUGCAAGGGUGGAGAGUCAGUCAAGAGGAUGCUCACAAUUGCUGCAUAAACUUUGAUGGAAAUGCCUCACUAUUUGCUGUUUAUGAUGGCCAUGGUGGUCAUGAAGUUGCUCAUUAUUGUUCCCAAAAGUUGCCUGAAUUUAUCAAGGAAACUGAUGCUUAUAAACGUGGUGAUGUUAGGCAAGCCUUGAUUGAUGCUUUCCUCGGUUUUGAUGCAACACUAACAAAACCAGAAAUCAUAAAAAUUUUGAAAGAAAUAGCAGGAACAAAAGUAUCUCAUACUGACAAAGCUGAAGCUUGCGAUUCUGAUGAAGUCAGUCAUCUACGGAUGGAAGCUGAAAUGCCACUUGAACAACUUAUUGGUCAAUAUGGACCUGAAUCAGAUGCAUCUAAAAAUGAAAAUUGCUCCAAAAAAGGUAUUUCAAAUUCAUACUUUCGUUGUAGAAAAGCUAAAGAUAAAGAUCCAUCAUGUUCAGGCAGUUCAAGUUCAUGGGGGACAAGUGAAGCUGAUGUCAGCAGUUCAAGUAGUAGCAGCCAACCGUGUGCCUCAACAUCAGGUAUAAAUGAUAAAAUUGAUAUUAAAGAUGAUAAAGAUGAACAAAUAUUACACUCAACAACAAGUAAUGGUGAAGUAUCGCAUAGUGAAGAUACUGUUGAUAAAAAAGAAGUAAAGUCAGAAUUACCUGACAGUUCCGAAGAUGUUAAUGAACAAGUAUCAUCAAAAAAUGAGAUCAAAAUUGAGGCUGAAGUUAAUGGUAAAAAUAAAUCAAGUUGUGAUACUAAUAGCAGUAAAGUCGAUAGUGUUUCAAGCUCAUGUGCAUUUGUGAAAAAUGGUGAAGCUUGUCAGCAAGAAUCGAUCAGUAGCAGUUUUCGAAAAGCACCCUUGAGACGUGAGUUUAUACGACAAAUAAUUUCAAGAGUGAAAUUUGGUCAAUCUGGCGAUGAUGAUAAUGAAAACGAUAAUGAUGAUGAUGAUGAUGAUGAUGAUGAUGAUGAUGAUGAUGAUGAUGAUGAUGAUGAUGAUGAUGAUGAUGAUGAUGAUGAAGAUAAUGAUGACGAUGAUGAAGAUAAUGAUGAUGAUGACGAUGAUGAUGAUGAUGAUGAUACGGAGGAUCUCGAUGAGGAUGAAGAUUCAAGUAUAGAUGAUGAAUUUGACGACGAUGAAUAUGAAGCUGAAAAUAACUUCACUAUAUCUGAAGAACCAGGCUCAGAUUCAGGUUGUACUGCUGUUGUUGCACUUCUUCAUGGUGAAAACUUGUAUGUUGCAAAUGCUGGUGAUUCAAGAUGUGUCUUAUGUCGUGAUGGUGAAGCACUUGAGCUCAGUUUGGAUCAUAAACCUGAAGAUACACCAGAAAUAAAAAGAAUUGUUAGAGCUGGUGGUAAAGUAACUGCUGAUGGAAGAGUCAAUGGCGGUCUUAAUCUUUCAAGAGCGAUUGGUGAUCAUGCCUACAAACAAAAUACACAACUUCCACCUGAAGAUCAAAUGAUUUCAGCAGUUCCUGAUAUUAGGCAUAUUUUAAUUGAUCCAAAAAGAGAUGAAUUUCUUAUCUUAGCUUGUGAUGGAAUUUGGAAUUUUAUGUCUAGUUCUGAAGUCGUGAAGUUCGUCAAAGAGAGAAUCAAUGAUGCUGGAGAUAAUAUUUCAAAAGUUUGUGAAGAGCUUUUUGACCACUGCUUAUCUCCCAACACACUUGGUGACGGCACAGGCUGUGACAAUAUGACAGCAGUUAUUGUUAAAUUUAAAAAUUUAACACCAAUUCCCAAAAAUAAUAUUGAAAAUAACGAAGUUGAAGAUACAAAAAAAAGAAAAGCAACACAAAAUCCAGAAUCCAAUGAAUCUGUUACAAAUGACAAUCCCAUUGAUGAAAAACGAGCUAAAAUUGAAGCCGUUUGAAAAUGUUAAUUUUAACAAUGGCGGAAAAAGAAAAAAAGGUUGAUAAAAACUGACAGAAAGAAAUGAAAAAAGAAAAACAUGAACUAUCUAAAGUGAACGUGAGUUAGUUUUUCUGAUUAUUUUUAUCGUUUUUUUUUUUUUUUUUGAAUAAUUAUUUUUUUGUUUACCAACAUUAAAGUCAGCAAUUAUAAAGCUCUUCUCUCUUACGCCCCUACGCACGAUUGUGUUUUGGUAAAAUUGAAAUUUAAAGAAAAAAAAUCGAUGUAUUGUGUGUUCAAGUUAAUUUUUAACAAUUUGGAGCACAUGGAGUUGAUUCGAGGAAG
Molecule: messenger RNA, 2644 nt
Organism: Aphidius gifuensis
Lineage: Eukaryota; Metazoa; Arthropoda; Insecta; Hymenoptera; Braconidae
Product: probable protein phosphatase CG10417
Exons: 3
Coding region: 348-2321 (657 amino acids)
Biological process (GO): protein dephosphorylation
Molecular function (GO): protein serine/threonine phosphatase activity; cation binding
Source: RefSeq, a predicted model, not a curated record